UCUCAUAUGUAUCCAAUUCUAGUUUCCGUCAGUAGUGUGAGAAGUAAAUACCGUCAAGUCUACUUUGUUACGCCAACUAUUUAUUUUGACGAGGUAUAAAUUGUUGCUAUUUUCCUACCUGGUGUCGUUCAUCUAAUCGAUAGCUUGCUUCUUAACGAGCUGAUAAGUGCGGAAAAGUGACAGUUGCUUUGAUAAGUGUGGUGGUUUUAUGCGAUUCGAAGAGUGAGGGUGCCCCUUUUGGGGGUGGAAAACUUGGUAAAAUCGAAAUUAAUAUUGAACUCAUGUAGAUUCAGAUUGGAAUCUAAUUUUCGCAUCGUAUGUCAUCAUACACCGUGAUUAGUGGUGUGUGUACAUAUGUACUCGUUGUGGUUUUACAUAGUUUACCGUAAAUCUAUGCAAAUGUGUGUGUGUGUGGUUAAUGAUUCCGUUUCUUGUUGUGCCAUUGGCGAGUGAAAAAUCUUAAAGGAUGACAUUGCUAACAAUCCUAAGUAUUUGAAAAUUGAGUCAAUCAUUUUUAAGCAUAUAUCAACUUAUUUGAUACAAAAUAGUUAACAAAUCGUCGUCCAAACAGAACAUAGAAAUAAAUCAUUACAUUUUUAUUGGAGGAUAGCCAACCUCCAAAACAUAAUUACUUAACUUUCCUACCUACUAAAAAAAGUUAGUAAAUAAAUACAAAAGUGCAAGAAUUUUUUAAUUGCAAGUAAUUGAAUGGGACAUUGUACUGAGGAAAAUGUUUUGUUGAUAAAUUCAUACACAUGAUUUGGCAAUGGAGAAAUCUAUGCAAUUCGUCCAGUAUUAAAUAAUAACGUACCAUAAUUAUUGAUGACAAUUAGUCGUCAUCGUCGUCUCAUUAAUUCGUAGUGCAAUUAGUGUCGAGAUAAAGUUUUCAGAAUGGACAAGGUCGGACAGAAGUUGGUGAGAAACCUCAAAUCUCGCAAGUACGAGGUCAUGGACGGAAUCAACUCGGUCGAUCGGGUGGAGACUUUGCAGAUCGGUCGUUUCAGUCCGGACGCGUACAGUCAGCACAAUACGAGCCAUCCCCACGGCGACGACCCCAACCACAAUGGUGGCGACGGAAGUCAGAAAUCCUACCGUGAACUGGGAAACGACAUUGAAAUGACGGCAUCCGUCUCUGGCGUGGUUCCGGAUGAUACAUUUACGGUCGCCCAGGCUAUAAAUGCUCUCGGGUUUGGCAAGUUUCAAGUCAUGUUGUCCCUUUUUACGGGACUUUGUUGGAUGGCGGAUAGCAUGGAGAUGAUGAUUCUGAGCAUCCUGUCCCCCGCGUUGCACUGCGAGUGGGGAAUCAACGAGUACAAGCAGGCAUUUCUGACCACGGCCGUCUUUUUCGGGAUGAUGGUCAGCUCGCCGUUUUGGGGUGACCUGAGCGACAAGUAUGGGCGUCGUUUAGCCCUCUGGGUUUCCGUGGGGCUGCUCUUCUUCUACGGGACGGUCAGCUCGUUCUCACCAGGAUAUUUGUGGCUCGUUUUUCUCCGCUGUUUUGUCGGAUUUGCGAUCGGAUGUGUUCCUCAGUCGGUGACUCUGUACGCCGAGUUCUUACCAACCAAACAGAGGGCGAGGUGUGUCAUUUUGUUAGACUGUUUCUGGGCGCUGGGGGCCUGCCUGGAAGUUUUGCUCGCUCUAGUCGUGAUGCCCACGUUGGGUUGGAGGUGGCUUCUGGGACUCUCGGCGCUGCCAAUUUUCAUAUUUUUCAUCAUGUGCUAUUGGCUUCCCGAGAGCGUCCGCUUUCUGGCCGCGAGCGGUGAGACGGAGAAGGCCUUGUCCACGCUCAAGAGGAUCGCGAAGGACAACGGGCGACCAAUGUUGCUCGGCCGACUGGUCGUUGACGACAUGCAGCAAACGGAACGUGGCAGGAUGAAGGAUCUCCUCAUGCCAGAAAUGAGAAAAACGACACUGCUCCUUUGGUUCAUUUGGAUGACAUGUGCCUUCUGCUACUAUGGGGUCGUCCUCCUCUCGACUGAGAUUUUGGGAGACACUCCACGCCACAGAAGCCUGACAUCGUCCCCCACCAUCACCAUGUUCGGCAAUUCGUCGUCUUCCUCCACCACGUUGUCGCCCCUAGCUUUGUCACUCGUGCAGGGGAAUGGCACCUCCAUUAUGAGCGAGUGCAAGAAUCCGGACCACAAAAUGCUUACCCAGAGCGACUACAUUGACCUACUGUGGACAACAUUGGCAGAAUUUCCAGGGAUUCUCAUCACUAUUUUCGUCCUGGACAAAAUUGGGCGCAAGAAUACCAUGGCGGCACAAUUUGUCCUCUUUGCAUUGACAAUUUUCAUGUUCUGCUUUCCCAUCGAGGACCGUGUCGUUAAAACGAUCAUAUUAUUCGCUGCGAGAGGCAUUGUGUCUGGAGUGUUCCAAGCGGCCUACGUGUACACGCCAGAGGUUUAUCCCACUUCGAUGCGAUCCAUUGGAAUAGGGACGUGUUCCAGUAUGGCCAGGAUUGGUGCGAUGGUUACCCCAUACGUUGCACAGGUCAUUUACAAGCAGUCCGUCGCCCUUGCUGCUGGCGUGUACGGCGUCAUCGCCUUGAUGGCGGCCGUCGUCGCGAUCAUGUUGCCAAUUGAGACGAAAGGCAAAGAAAUGCCGGAUAGGGUUCCAAAGUCAUGAAGAUUACACGCAAAUUCAUACUUUUUAAAGUGGACACGAUUUUCACCUGCUUUUUUGCACUGGUGCAAUUACAAAUUCAUUUAGUUCUUAUCACAACGCUAAUUAUUAGAGUUGAUGGAGAAGGAAGACCACAAACAAAUAUUAAUAAUGCAAAUUUCGGGAAUCACACACGUCAUAUUUAUUUUACUUGUAACUAAUCCUGUACCUACGCAUACAUGAUAACUUGUUGUUGUUGGAUUAGUGACCAUGCAGAAUUCAGUAAAUUGACCAACCAUUUUAGAACUACUUGUACUUGUGUAAAGUAUACAUUACAUGUACAACAUUUUAUACCCCUUACAUAAAAAUAAAUGCAUACCAAAGAAGCCAAUAAUGAAAAGUAAUACGUAUUGUGCAAUAAAAAAAUAGACUAGUUUUUAAAAUUGGAGUCGUAUUUUUGACAUAUUGGUCUUUAUUCUGAUUGAAGUGUGUCAUCUGGCUGAAUGAUUCCCCUCCGGAACGAUUUCCUCCCAUAUUUGUAUAGGACUCACUGUAGCAGAUAAAUAAAGAAAUCCUUAAUCCGGGACUGGUUUAGCAACACAA
Molecule: messenger RNA, 3204 nt
Organism: Folsomia candida
Lineage: Eukaryota; Metazoa; Arthropoda; Collembola; Entomobryomorpha; Isotomidae
Product: synaptic vesicle 2-related protein
Exons: 11
Coding region: 892-2625 (577 amino acids)
Biological process (GO): transmembrane transport
Cellular component (GO): membrane
Molecular function (GO): transmembrane transporter activity
Source: RefSeq, a predicted model, not a curated record